Diospyros lotus (date-plum) is the source of this 4855-nucleotide messenger RNA. Its product is annotated as MAP3K epsilon protein kinase 1-like. The transcript is spliced from 24 exons. Gene Ontology annotation, cellular component: cytoplasm. The coding region runs from base 196 to 4419 and encodes 1407 amino acids. NCBI's taxonomy places the organism in Eukaryota, Viridiplantae, Streptophyta, Magnoliopsida, Ericales, Ebenaceae. Gene Ontology annotation, molecular function: protein binding; ATP binding; protein serine/threonine kinase activity. The record is from RefSeq and is a predicted model, not a curated record. Gene Ontology annotation, biological process: protein phosphorylation.
GGUGGAGCUGAGCUGGAAGCAGUCUCACAUCGGGCGUAUUUUGACGGAAAAGCAAAAGCGUUCUGCAAAACCGGGGCGCCCGACUGUGUGGCCUUCUCGCACUCUCAGGGGAACUCUCCCUCUCCGUUCACCGGAGGUUCUUCCUCCGAUCAGCCGUCAAUUGGUCUCCGACAGGGAGAUUGAGGAGGAAGAGCAAUGUCUCGGCAGGCGGCGUCUUCAGCGUUCCACAAAUCGAAGACCUUAGACAACAAAUACAUGCUUGGAGAUGAGAUUGGAAAAGGAGCGUAUGGUCGAGUAUACAAGGGUUUGGAUUUGGAAAAUGGAGACUUCGUGGCAAUUAAACAGGUGUCUCUGGAAAACAUUGCUCAAGAGGAUCUCAACAUCAUAAUGCAAGAGAUUGAUUUGUUGAAGAAUUUAAAUCACAAGAACAUUGUGAAAUAUCUUGGAUCCUUAAAGACAAAAACUCAUCUUCACAUAAUUCUUGAAUAUGUGGAGAAUGGAUCACUUGCAAAUAUUAUUAAGCCAAAUAAAUUUGGACCAUUUCCAGAAUCAUUGGUGGCUGUUUAUAUAGCUCAGGUACUGGAAGGCUUGGUUUAUCUACAUGAACAGGGUGUAAUUCAUCGGGAUAUCAAGGGCGCAAAUAUAUUGACAACCAAAGAGGGUCUCGUGAAACUUGCCGAUUUUGGGGUUGCAACAAAACUAACUGAGGCUGAUGUCAAUACACAUUCAGUUGUUGGCACACCCUAUUGGAUGGCUCCGGAGGUCAUUGAGAUGUCUGGUGUUUGUGCUGCGUCUGACAUAUGGAGUGUUGGCUGCACUGUGAUUGAACUUCUUACAUGUGUACCCCCAUACUAUGAUCUCCAGCCCAUGCCAGCUCUCUUCCGGAUUGUGCAGGAUGAGCAUCCGCCAAUACCAGACGGUCUAUCUCCUGACAUUACUGAUUUUCUGCGUCAAUGCUUUAAGAAGGAUGCUAGGCAGAGGCCUGAUGCAAAGACUCUGCUUUCACACCCCUGGAUACAGAACUCAAGGCGUGUUCUGCCGUCUUCCCUCAGGCACAGUGGUACAAUGAGGAAUUUAGAGGAAGAUGGUUCAUCAGAAGCAGAGAUUUCAAAUGGAGAUGAUCCAGGUGCUGGUGAAAGCCCUUCUGGGGAGAAAGUUAAAGCCUCAGCAAAUGAAUUAUCUCCAGAUGUUGCUGAGAUUGACAAAUCCGAUAGUGAUAAUGUCUCAACCAUUAAUCCUGUUGAGGAAGGACAUGAUAAUUCUGUGGAUAAUGUUUUGUCCGAUCAAGUGCUCACCUUAUCUAUCCAUGAAAAGCCACAGCUAUCCACAACCUCUGUCAAAUUACCGACUGGUAAUGAUGUGGCUCCCUCGCAUCCAGGGGAACUCCAUGAACCACUACAUGAUGAUGAAGGAGAGGUACUGGCAAACGGUGAGAUGAAACCUACUGAUUCAGAAAGGAAAAACAUCACAGCCGAAGAAAAUGGAAGUUCUACACAUGUUGAGCACAGGUCAUUUGGUUUUGGAACAAAAAGCCAGGAUUACAGUCCUCGAAAGACGGCAAAGGCAUCAGUCAACGUGGGGGGAAAUGAACUGAGUAGAUUUAGUGACCCCCCUGGAGAUGCUUCCUUGGAUGAUUUAUUCCAUCCAUUGGAAAAGACUAUAGGGGACAGGGAAGCUGAAGCUUCAACAUCAGCAUCCUCAUCACGCAUGCAUCAAGGCAAUACAAUUGUAACAGAUGCUGGAAAACAUGACCUGGCUGCAAAGUUAAGGAAUGCAAUUGCCCAAAAACAACUGGAGAGUGAUAUGGGGAUUGGGAAGUCGAAUGGCGGAGACCUAAUAAGCAUAAUGAUGGCUUUAAAGGAGGAGGCAAUUGACAUUGAUGGUUUAGGUUUUGAUGAUAAAUUGCCUGCAGAGAACCUUUUUCCUGUACAGGCUGUUGAAUUCGGGAAAUUGGCUGGGUCAUUAAGACCAGAGGAAUCAGAAGAUGUGAUAGUAUCUGCCUGUCAGAAGUUGAUAACUUUCUUUCAUCAGCGCCCUGAGCAGAAGAUUGUUUUUGUGACACAGUAUGGUUUGCUCCCCUUACUGGAAUUACUUGACAUUCCACGAACUCGUGUUUUAUGUUCAGUGCUUCAACUUCUAAAUCAGAUAAUCAAAGACAACACUGAUUUUCAGGAAAAUGCUUGUCUUGUUGGCCUUAUACCUGUUGUCAUGGGUUUUGCCGUAUCUGAUCGUCCACGUGAAAUUCGUAUGCAAGCAGCUUAUUUCUUGCAGCAGCUUUGUCAAUCCAGCUCGUUGACAUUGCAAAUGUUUAUUGCUUGUCGUGGAAUACCUAUUUUGGUGGGAUUUCUGGAGGCUGAUUAUGCAAAGUACAGGGAGAUGGUUCAUCUAGCUAUUGAUGGCAUGUGGCAGGUCUUUAAGCUUCAGCGAUCAACUCCUAGAAAUGAUUUUUGUCGCAUAGCUGCAAAGAAUGGGAUUUUGCUAAGGCUUAUCAACACUCUAUAUAGUUUAAAUGAGGCAACUCGGCUGGCUUCCAUAUCUGGUGGGAAUGGGUUUCCAGGAGAUGGAGUGGUUCCGCGGCCUCGUUCUGGUCCAUUGGAUCCUAAUAAUCCUGCUUUUGCUCAGAAUGAAAUGCCUGCUCAUGGAAUUGAUCAACCAGAUUUCUCCAAAGCUAAGCAUGGCACUUUAGAUCAUCCCUUAUCAUCUGGAACACAAGAACCUUCACGUUCAUCCAUUUCAUAUUCCCCGGAUUCCAGAUUCUUCCCUGUUGAUAGCGAUAGGAUUCAAUCAAGCAAUGCAGAAGCUUCAGUUGCUUCAAGAUUGUCAGAGUCAACAUCUGUGGACAAAGUUUCUAAUGUAUCAUCUAAAGAACGAGAAAAUUCAGACCGGUGGAGAAUUGAUCCUUCACGAGCAGAAGUUGAGCUUAGACAGCAGCGAGUUGCUAAUAGAACAUCCACAGACAGGGCUCCCAAAUUGAACGAUGGUGCAUCAAAUUGGCUUGCCACUACGACAGCCACUCAGCAAGAGAAUGUGCGACCUCUUCUUAGCUUGUUGGAGAAGGAACCCCCUUCAAGACAUUUUUCUGGUCAGCUCGAGUAUGUUCGCCAUAUAUCUGGGCAUGAAAGUAUAUUGCCUCUUUUACAUGCAUCUAAUGACAAGAAAGCAAAUGGACUAGACUUUUUAAUAGCAGAGUUUGCAGAGGUCACUGGACGUGGAAGAGACAAUGCAAAUGUUGAGUCCACGCCUAGAACUUCCCAUAAAGCUGUAAACAAGAAAGUAGGACCAGCAACAUCUAAUGAGGGAGCUGCUUCUACAUCUGGACUUGCAUCUCAGACAGCAUCUGGUGUACUUUCUGGUUCAGGGGUUUUAAAUGCUAGACCAGGAAGUACAACAUCAUCAGGUUUACUUUCUCAUAUGGUAUCUACUUUUAAUGCUGAUGUUGCCCGUGAAUAUCUUGAAAAAGUGGCAGACCUUCUACUUGAGUUUUCUGGAGCAGACACUACUGUGAAAUCCUACAUGUGUAGCCAAAGUUUGCUUAGUCGUCUUUUUCAGAUGUUCAACAGGAUAGAACCACCUAUCCUUUUGAAGUUGCUGAAGUGUAUUAAUCUUCUUUCAACCGACCCCCAUUGUUUGGAGAAUCUUCAGCGGGCAGAUGCAAUUAAAUAUCUGAUCCCAAACCUUGACCUCAAAGAAGGCCCUCUUAUAUCUCAAAUACAUCAUGAGGUCCUCCAUGCACUAUUUAAUCUCUGCAAAAUAAACAAGAGGAGACAGGAGCAAGCUGCAGAGAAUGGAAUUAUCCCGCACUUAAUGCAUUUUAUCAUGUCAGAUUCACCGCUGAAACAGUAUGCAUUGCCACUACUAUGUGAUAUGGCCCAUGCAUCACGUAAUUCAAGAGAGCAAUUAAGGGCUCAUGGUGGACUGGAUGUGUAUCUAAGCCUACUUGAAGACGAUAUAUGGUCUGUAACAGCAUUGGAUUCCAUUGCUGUCUGCUUGGCUCAUGAUAAUGACAGUCGAAAGGUAGAACAAGCUUUACUGAAGAAGGAGGCAGUUCAAAAGUUGGUCAAGUUCUUCCAGUGCUGUCCAGAACAACAUUUUGUACACAUAUUGGAGCCCUUCUUGAAGAUAAUCACGAAAUCAUCAAGGAUAAAUACAACUUUAGCUGUCAACGGCUUGACACCGUUGCUCAUUUCAAGGCUUGACCACCAGGAUGCUAUCACUCGUCUCAAUCUGCUCAAACUAAUUAAGGCUGUGUACGAGCACCACCCACGUCCAAAGCAACUGAUUGUGGAGAACGAUCUGCCUCAUAAACUUCAGAGUUUGAUCGAGGAGCGCAGGGAUGGACAGCGCUCUGGUGGCCAGGUUUUGGUGAAACAGAUGGCAACAUCUUUGCUUAAAGCACUCCACAUAAACACUGUUUUGUAAAUUUAGGGGUCCAAAUAUAGCAAUCGUGUAUAUUUUCGUUUUUAGGAGAUAUAUAGUGAGGUGGUCUUUCAUUUUUGGUUUGUUUUCUUCAGCUUUUUUUUUGUUCCCAUUUGGUUGUGGUUUUUGUAUCUCUCCCUCGUUCUCAAUCUGUAAAAAAAGUACGUGAAAUUAUCCUCCUCCUUGGUCUGGAUAUCUUCAAUGUGUGAAGGUCCUUGUUACUUUCUCGAGAAAGCUAACCUGCCAAUAUGGCAGCAAUUGGAAGCUGUAAUGCAUGUUUACUUACACAUGCUCGUUUUGUUUACUCCAGAAGACACUUGCUACCUUCAUAACUAUUCUUCUCCCCCCCCCCCCCCCCCCCCCCCCCAUCCUCUGUCUGUAACCAUUCUUCAAAAAUGCAUCACUUUGCCUCUUUUUGAGCGCUCUGAUAGUCGAUUUA